AUGCCACGGUAUCACUAUUCGCGAAUUGUUCCAACUACUGCUACAAAUAAUUCUGAUUCAUUUUUAACACGAAAUAGUUUAGAUGAACUUACAUCAAAACCAACAAUGACAGUGACAACGACGACGACGAGCAAUAAUAAUAAUAAUAAUAAUAUUAAUUCUUAUGGAUCUUUUAAAUCGACAUUCAUUCCGCUUGUUACCAAUAAUCGAACAAUAGCACCAAAUAGGCGUGAUUUUAUUCAGAUACCAAUAACUAGAGAAGAUGGUACGCCUAUUACACCAAAUAAUUAUAGUCGAUCUGUACCGAUUACUUUCAUCAGUCAAACAACUACAUUACCACCUGCUGGAAAUAAUAAUAAUAAUAAUAACAAUAAUAAUAAUGAAAGUAUAAAUUCAAAAGCAAAUUUUAUUAAUCUUUUACGACCAAGUUCAAGAUAUUUUCAACAUCAUUUUAAUAAUACUACUGAUAAACCACCACCAGUAUCAUCAUCAUCAUCAUCAUCAAGUAUACCGCGUUUACCUUCUGUUACACGUCGUUUAAGUCUUACAAUACCAAUUAUGACAACAACAACAACACCUACAAAUACUGAUGAUGACACAGCAAAAUCAACAAUUCCAUCAUCACCUAUUCGACAAAUUCCUAUUCAUCUUCCACCACCAGCAACUAUUACUCCAAUACCUAUAAAUAAUUCUAAUACGUCAAGUGCUAUUAUUCGUUCAUCAUCACAAACAAAUUCAGUUGAAAGUCAAAAACCUGAUAUAGAAGAUGAAUCAUUAUCACUCCCAACAUUAUUAACAAUUAAUAAUUCUCAACAAUCAUCAUCUGAUUCAACUCUUACACCUUCAAACAUAUCACCUAUACGGCGAGCUGAAGCUAUGGCUCGUGAAGCUAUACAAGGUAUUGCACGACUUCAACAACAACGAAAUAGUUCAAAAUCGGAAAAUAAUAAUAAAUCACCUAAUUUAUCUCGUCGUGUUAUUAUAAAUUUAAAAAAUAAUCAAUCCGUUUUACUUGAUAGUCGUCUUUCAUCUGCAAAGAAACCACCACCAAUUCCAUCUUCUUCUCGGAUAACACCAAGAAAUAAUUUUUUUCAUAUACCUGUUUUACAUGAAAUUCAAGUGCCUUCUCAUCCAGCAUCACAACAAACUGAAACUUCUUCUCAAUUGUUAUCUGCUAGUAAUAGUAAUAAUGAAAGUUAUAAAAAUGAAUUUCAUAUGGAAAUCCCAGUUACAAUUACUACUAGCAAUGAUCAAGAAAAUCAAAAUGAAGUAAUAAGUGGAAAAGAAGAUGGAAUAAUGAUUCACGAACGUAUUCCAUCUGGAAAUAAUAAUUCAAAUCAAACGCUCAAAUCAAUUUUAAAACGAUCCUCGUCAAGAGAAACUGUUUCAAGAAAAAAUGUAAGCUUUAUGAAUGCUUAA
Molecule: messenger RNA, 1419 nt
Organism: Rotaria sp. Silwood1
Lineage: Eukaryota; Metazoa; Rotifera; Eurotatoria; Philodinida; Philodinidae
Source: the annotation of a GenBank genome assembly